Molecule: messenger RNA, 1827 nt
Organism: Ustilaginoidea virens
Lineage: Eukaryota; Fungi; Ascomycota; Sordariomycetes; Hypocreales; Clavicipitaceae
Exons: 2
Coding region: 1-1827 (608 amino acids)
Cellular component (GO): nucleus
Source: RefSeq, a predicted model, not a curated record
AUGGAGUGCCGCGAGCCGUCUCUCCCGGAUGUAGACGCUGGUCGCCGGCACGCCAACGAGUGCCGCGUCGAGUAUUUCCUCUUCAUCAUCGACCGCCGAGCAGAUGGCAGGAGGCUUACUGAGCAACUGGGCGCGCUUCAGAAAGCAGCCCUGGAGCUCUGCCGCAGCCUCGCUGACAACUACAUCUGGCAGCGGGACGAGUUCCGCCUGGAACUAAAGACCGGGCAAGGUCAAGCAUUUCUUUACGGCGCAACAGACUACGGUGAUGCCGUCGAGGACGAGUGGCUCAUUGUGUACAUGCUGCGCGAACUGACCAAGACGUUUCGCCACCUCUGGGUCCGCGUCGCCGACUCUGACGGCGAAUUCUUGUUGAUAGAGGCAGCCGGCGUCCUGCCGGCAUGGAUCAGUCCAGACACGGAUGAAAACCGGGUCUGGAUUCACGACUCAAAACUGCUCAUCAUACCAUCAUCAUCUGCCCAGGACCACCAACCUGGCCAGCUUCCACAGCAAGGGGCUAUUAGCCUCCGCGCCGCCGUCGAGUUUCUGAAAAGCAAGCCGAGCGCGCUGGUCCAUUCUCCCAUGAUAGAGUCAGAGGCCUUCUACAGACUGGAAAAGUAUCCAGAGCACAUAGUCUCCUCUGCUCAUCAUUCUCUCGUCACCAUCCCCAGAACACUCGCGUACGUCCUGCACGAGUUACCGAAAUCUAUCUCGAUGGCUGUGGAAUCGUUUUAUCUCCGGGACGUCGUCGCGUUGAAGCAAAUCAUGUCUGUGUCCGGUCCGCUGACCUUUCCUCCGGAAGACCUGGUCACAACGAGCGUCCAGUUUAGCAGGGUGCUCUUCGCACAGUUAAAGUCGCAGCGUUUUGAGCCCCCGCCAAGAUGGAAAGCCCUCUUCGAAACCGCGUAUUCCUCGUCCAACGGAAAACGGCUGCCUCGACUUGAAAUGGGCAUGAAACUGACAUGUGGAUAUGAAAUUCUCUCUAAACGUGCACACCAAAGUCGGCAUCGCGUGGUCCAGCAAUUGGGGAUCCUGUUGCAAGACCUCGCGGAAGACGGCCCCGGAGUUCUGCCCACCGACCGGGAGAUUCGGUCGUGGCCGAAUCAAGAGCGCAAUGACGACGAGGGCUGGAUGGAAAUCGAUUUCGACGAGUUUGAGCGUGGUCUCGCACAACAAGGAGCACCCGGUCAGUCAAAGACGGAGGAGAGUGCUCGUCCUGGUAACUCUCAGAUUCAAACGGAUCUUAGCAAGAUGGUGUCUCGGUUCGAAGCGUUUCUGAAUGAUGACAAAUCCGGCCUGGACGGGGCCUCCAUCGACGGGGAGGGAAAUGACGAUGAAGCGGAAAUGUCGGACGAAGACAGCGAGUACGAAGACAAAAUCAUCAGCUUUGACGACGAAGAAUUUGCAAAGAUGAUGAGGGAUAUGAUGGGUCUUCCGGACCAAGGUGCUGGGAGCACGUCAGCUGUAGCCUUGGGUGAGCCGCACAACACCCUCCCGCCGAGUGCACAAGGUUUGGACGACGAUUCCGGUGAACUGCAGCAACUUUCUCUUCAGCUGGAGGCUGAAUUGAAGCAGAAUGGUGCCUUGAACCUGGUCUCGGAUGCCGGCAGACGACCAAUGCCAACUCAAGCAUCACGCCGAGAUGCUGUGCGGCAAGUCAAGGCAACUGUUGAUCCAGAAGAUGGGGAAGGGAUAGUAGAUGUCGACUACCACCUGGCUCAGAACAUUCUCGAAAGUUUCAAAGGGCAGGCUGGCAUGGCUGGGCCUGCGGGUAAUCUCUUGGGCAUGAUGGGAUUGACGCUGCCAAGAGACGAUGAGGAUGAGUCAUGA